UAGCAGGAAACUGAUUGGUCGCUGGAGCUGUCAGUCAUUGAGCCGUGGGUGGGUCACGAGGGGGAAAAUGGCUACCUUGUCUGUUAGCGAGCCUCAGGAGAUGGAAGUUGACAGGAGGGGCGAGUCGGAGGAGUCCGGAGAUGACGAGACCAAGAGGAGGAGCGUGAAUGGAGAAGUCGAAGAUCUGCAGAGAGCUUCCACAGCUCCAGAGGAGUUGCCUGUCGAUAUGGACACCAUCACCCUCGACCCUAAUGAGGAGGACGUGGAUCUGGUCCAUUGUCGGAUCGGGAAGAUCGAGGGACUCGAGGUCUUGCAGAAAGCCAAGACUCUGUCUCUCAGACAAAACCUGAUUAAAAAGAUCGAGAACCUGGAGAGCCUGGUGUCGCUGAGGGAACUGGACCUGUACGACAACCAGAUCCGCAAACUGGAGAACCUGGAGGCUUUAACUGAGCUUGAGCAGCUGGACAUAUCGUUUAACCUGCUGAGGAAGAUUGAAGGUCUGGAGCGUCUGACCAAACUGAAGAAGCUCUUCCUGCUGCACAACAAGAUCGCCAACAUCAACAACCUCGAACACCUCACUGGCCUUAACAUGCUGGAGCUCGGGUCCAACCGCAUCAGGAUCAUCGAGAAUCUGGACACGCUCACUUCACUGGACAGUUUGUUCCUCGGCACGAAUAAGAUCACUCAGCUCCAGAACCUGGACGGGCUCCACAGCCUGACGGUGCUCAGCAUCCAGAGCAAUCGCAUCACCAAACUCGAGGGACUGCAGAACCUGGUGAACCUGAAGGAGCUCUACUUGAGUCACAACGGCAUCGAGGUUAUCGAAGGCCUCGAGAACAAUAAAAAGCUGACGACUCUGGACAUCGCAGCAAACAGGAUAAAGAAGAUUGAAAACAUCAGUCACCUCACAGAACUGAAGGAAUUUUGGAUGAACGAUAAUCAGAUAGAGAACUGGGGUGACCUGGAUGAGCUGAAGAACGCUAAAGGUUUAGAGACGGUGUAUUUGGAACGCAACCCGCUGCAGAAAGACCCUCAGUACAGACGCAAGAUCAUGCUGGCACUGCCCAGCGUCCGGCAGAUCGACGCCACCUUCAUCCGCUUCUGACCUCCAAACACACACACUCACUUAUUCACUUACUCCGCCUCCUUCCUGCUCCAGAUCUCAGCUUUUCCUAACCAUUAGCCAAAUCAAACACACACACACACACCAUGCUCCUCCAUGCUCAUAUGCAAACACCCUUUACUAACACACACAUACACACACACACACACACACACACACACAUACAUACAUGAGGUGUUCCUCCCCCCUCCAUUUCCAAAGCUUCUUCCAUAUUUGGUCAAAUAGACACUUUUAGAUCAUGUGCAAGAGUAACCUUUACACACACACACACACACACACACACACACACCUAUGCUGAUGUUUGGUUUGAGAUGUUAGAAGGACAGGAAGUGAUCAGUGUUGAGACUCUUGUCAUCACAUGCAACGUUUUAGGGUUUAGUUUUAAUAUCAGAACGGAACAAUAAUCCAGAAAGUCUGUUAUUACUAAUUAUUAUUAUUAUUAUUAUUAUUAUUAUUAUUAUUAUUAUUAUUAUUAAUAGGAACUGUCUUUAGUUCCUCUAAAGGUUCCUGAACCUCAGUGGAAUCAUUAAAGUAGUUAGAUGGAAUUUUAUUCUCUCAUGAAUUUAAAUGAUGAUGAUGAUGAUGAUAAUAAUAAUAAUAAUAAUAAUAAUAAUAAUAAUAAUAAUAAUUAGCCUUUCUGGAUUUCUACAGAACAUGGUCUUAUUUUCCGGAUCUUUCUCCUUGGCUCAGACGAUCCCUGACCAGGUUUUAUGAUUUAAGCGUAUAAAAUGUACGAAGCUGUGUGCAUGUGUUAAACCGAACGUUUCUGUGUUUUAUCGUGCGUUUGGUCCUGCGUUAGAGACACUAUAGCCGCACAACCGCAUAGUACCGCUUUAAAAAUAAAUAAACUAAAGCCUUUUCGCACCGGAAUGAAUUCGGCUACGUUCAUUUGUCUCGGCUAUUUAUUUAUCAAGUCUUAAAGGUUGGGUUCAUGAGGGAUUCGGUUUCAUUCACUAAAACAUUUAUUAAACCGUUUUCUGGCUCCGAGUGACUAUAGGCUUUAAAGCUACAAUCAGUAAUGUUACAGCUAUAGAACACACUGUGGUAGAUAUUUUGUGAUGUCCUUGACUUCAGCCACACCUACAGACUUCAGCCACACCCACAGACUUCAGCCACACCUACUGAUCGUGUAAACCCACAGGCUGUCAUUCUCUUUAGUGUUAGCAUUAGCGUUCUGUUCCACCGAUGUCUUCUAAUUAAAACAUUUUCAUGUCUACUGAUUAGUUUAAUCGUUCAUGCAAGAGAGAAGCUGUUGUCACUAUGUGCUUGUUGUCAUGGUUACAUUCCAGCGUGGUUGCUCGCUAAUCGCUAAUGAAUAAGGCUGACCUAGAUGUUUAACUAUUACACCUUUCAAACAGACACCGUAAAGACAGCGCAGGUGUGGAAACGAUACAGAAUAAUCCGGAACAUCAACAUUUACCUCAGUGUUAAGAAAACGCUUAGUAUGACUAAAACUCUGACACCUAGCAUUAACUGCUAACUCAACCACCAUGGAUUUCAUUACGUCACAAACUGGACCAUGCAGGAAAGUACUAGAAUAAAAAAUUGUUGUAACAAGGAAGACUUGAGUCAGCUAAUCAGAACCCAGUCAGAUAAUUAGAACCCAGUAUAUUCUGUGGCUGUAGGUCAUGAUCUGUCGCGAUGCUCAGAGUUCUGAUGUUAUUAAAAACAUCAACAAUAUCAUUUAAUUGAGGAAAGAAGGAAGUAGAAGACUAUUAAUUGAGGGGGGGGGGGAAGAGAUUUGGUAAUUCCAAAAAACUCCUGGAAUAUUAAAUUGUGGAAAUACACAGUGUCCAGAUCCGAUCUCACAGGUCAGUACUGAAGGAUUUUUACCUUUUCACUUCAGGCUGUUAGGGUCAGGAUCGGUACAUCACUUCAGUCAUUUAAUAAAAUAAAACGCUGAUUGUAGCUUCAAAAGCAUGAGGUCUGGUUCAGAGCGAGUUUGUGGACUGAUGAAGGGAAUAUGAUGGAGUUUCCUCAGAGUUCUAGCUCACAGUUCAGUAAAAAGCUGCGGAAAUCCCUCAAAUUCAGAAAACGCAGUUCUUAUCGCAGUUCCAUUUCCUGACUGAUUCAGUGUGCUGGUUUUCCCUCUUUAUCGUUCUUAUUUUUUUUUUAUUGUAAAUGAUGUUUCACAGCUGCUUGGUUGACUGUUUGGAGAUGAAUGUAAUGUAAAUGACAAUAAAAUUAAUUUGAAAAAUU
Messenger RNA from Hemibagrus wyckioides, 3322 nucleotides. It is a transcript of the gene ppp1r7, whose product is annotated as protein phosphatase 1, regulatory (inhibitor) subunit 7. The transcript is spliced from 10 exons. The coding region runs from base 68 to 1105 and encodes 345 amino acids. Gene Ontology annotation, molecular function: protein binding. The record is from RefSeq and is a predicted model, not a curated record. NCBI's taxonomy places the organism in Eukaryota, Metazoa, Chordata, Actinopteri, Siluriformes, Bagridae.